UACCCUAGUGUCUAACAGUUUUACAACACGUGAAUUUUCGUUUCAAAUUGAUGUCUGGGUGAGCAAACAGGACAAAGGAAGUUUUAAAUAUGGAUUCAGCUUGGACAAUGGAUAAAUCCAAAUGACAAAAAAUAGUAUUUCAUGGCAAGAUAAAAAGAAAAGCAAAAAUAAUAUGCAAUCCCACGGCAUGGGCAUAAUUCCAUGCGCUGCCAAGUUGGUCACCUCUGGCCUUUGAGGAGAUGGACCUGUUGUGAGAAUGACAGAUGACAACAACAAAGCAAAAGCUGUAAAAUAAAAAUAAAUACCGCACCGAACCAAACCAAAAUCAACGCAAUCAACCGGAACGAAUAUUAGAUAAAUAGAAGCGCCUGGCUGGUAGAAUCUGGUACUUACACCCUAUGUUCUAUCGCCGACUUUGAACUGUCGAAGCUUUGAAACUAAACAACUACCUCAGAUUCUGAGCCGAAUCUUGCACAAUUCGACGUAACAGUGAAAAGCGAUGUUCAAAGUUUCCCAUAGCAAUGCAGUUUACAAAGUUUUGCAGGCACAAGUGAGGUAUACACAUCGAACGCACUACAAUGUGUUAAAGCUACAACCGAACUGUUCAGCGAGGGACGUUCGAACAGCUUUCAUUCAACUUUCGAAAGAACUACAUCCUGAUGCGAAUGUAAGCAACCAGGCAAAAUAUGACAAAAAAUCGUUUGUUGAGCUUCUGGAAGCGUACAAAGUUCUCAGCAAACCGGAAAGCAGAGCAGCUUAUGAUUACGAACUAUCGCUUAGCAAGAAUCCCGGUAAUCAGGUGUUCCAUAGACCAUGGGCUGCGAAUACGAUGCAUUAUAGCAAUGAGGAACAGCCCUACUACGGAAUAAAGGGGGUGAAAAAGGUCAGCAAUUGGACAAUUGUGUUAUGCUGCGGAAUUUUCAUGCUGGUCGGCAUCGUACUGCAGGCUGUUGCAAUCAACAAAUCGUUCACUUUUCAACGAGAUCAGCUAGAUGAAUACUCAAGGCAGAAUGCGAUCACCCAUGCUGAGGUUCGCGAGGAGGCGGAAAAAUACGGAAACAAAGCACAGAUAGAGCGCAUGAAAGCAAAGCUGAACAAGGAAGGAAUGUGGUAGAAAUGUGUAAAUAGAGUUUUGUUACAAUGAUUUACAAAAUGUAAAAAUAUAUUUGUAAAUAAUAAAAUAUAGCAGUGGUGUAUUAGAUAGCUAUGAAAAUAGUCGUU
This is a messenger RNA of Anopheles merus, 1221 nucleotides long. Its product is annotated as dnaJ-like protein 60. The transcript has 5 exons. The record is from RefSeq and is a predicted model, not a curated record. Lineage: Eukaryota; Metazoa; Arthropoda; Insecta; Diptera; Culicidae. Bases 500 to 1114 code for a protein of 204 amino acids.